This is a messenger RNA of Erythranthe guttata (spotted monkey flower), 366 nucleotides long. RefSeq lists its product as uncharacterized. The record is from RefSeq and is a predicted model, not a curated record. Lineage: Eukaryota; Viridiplantae; Streptophyta; Magnoliopsida; Lamiales; Phrymaceae.
AUGGUUUUUCAAGUGGACCACGUUCCUCCAAGAGGAAGCUAUAAUAGCUACCCGAGGUCAUCUUAUUCGAAGCCUAAUUUACACCACGGAAUAACACAAGACGGUAUAAUUAGAAGUACUUCGAGUGCAAGAAUGAGUAUCGAAUGGCGGAAGAUUUUUCGCGGAAAAUCUUUGACGGAUGACGUUUUGAUGAUAAUAUUUGUUGUUGAGGAAGAGGCAAUGAUUCAAGUUAGGAGAAUGAAUGAGAUGGAAAUUGUUAGGAGAAGAAGUGCUAUGAGGAGGAGGAAAAAGCUUGGUCCAAGUCCUUUGAGUAGAAUGGUGUUGGUUGAGGAGGGGGAUAUUAAGCAUAUAUUAUAUGAGAGGUGA